AUGUCCGUACCGUCUCGAGUUCUCAAGGACGCCGUCCGGAUCCAGUUUAUCAACGAACUAGGCAUGGAGGAAGCCGGCAUCGAUCAAGAGGGCCUAUUCAAGGAAUUCUUGGAGCAGACGCUGAAGGAAGGGUUCAACCCAGACUAUGGGCUAUUUUGCUUGACGGCCGACAAUAAACUUUACCCCAGCAGUACCAGCGAGGUACAUCAGGAGCACCUUCGCCUCUUUGAAUACCUGGGGCGGAUGCUGGGCAAGAUGUUGUAUGAAGGCAUUGUGGUGGAUAUUCCGCUGGCUCAUUUUUUCCUAAAUGCGCUGCUGGCUCGACCCAACACGCUGGAUGAGUUGUCAACGCUGGACGCCGACUUGGCACGCAAUCUCCACAUGGUCAAGACGUAUGACGGCGAUGUGGAAGACCUUGGGCUGGUGUUUGCUGUAGAUGAGGAGGUGUUGGGUGAGCGGCACACGGUGCCGCUGCGGCCCGGCGGUUCCGCCGUGGACGUGACCAACGAGAAUCGCGUGCUGUAUGUGCACUUGAUGGCCGACUACAAACUCAAUCAGCAGCUGCGGCGUCAGGUGCAGGCGUGCCGGCACGGUUUCAACGAGUUUGUGCAUGGAUCUUGGCUCUCCUUCUUCAAUGCGCCAGAGCUGCAGCGACUGGUGUCGGGCGACGACGUGCCACUGGACGUGAAUGACUUGCGACACCAUGCCAACUACGAAGCCGGCUUUCAUUCGUCACAUCGCGUCAUCAAGUGGCUGUUUGAGGUUGUGGAGAAGGAUUUAUCGCGAGAAGAGCAGGAGCAGUUUCUGCGCUUUGUCACGAGUUGCUCCAAGCCACCAGUCUUGGGAUUUGCCGCUCUUCAACCGCGCUUCACGGUACGGGCCCUGGGUGAGGGUCAGGCCGAAGACCAGUACACAUUGGGCACUGUUGUUCGCAACUUUUUCACCUCGGGCACGGAUACGACACGCUUACCGACGUCUUCGACCUGCUUUAACACGCUCAAGUUGCCCAUGUACAAGAGCAAGCGCGUCUUGCGAGAAAAACUGAAAGCAGCCAUUUCCUCCUCGUCUGGCUUUGAGCUCGCUUAGCCGUCCUCCUGCCAUCCUACUCUGUUGCCUCUCAUGAUGCGCCUCUUUGCCACUUUACGUGCUCUCCCGACCAUCUACUUUGGAAGCCACGAACCCACAUGACUCUGACCGAAUGAAUGCUAUCACAGACUCCUGUACCCCUCACAAAUUGAUCCUCUAAAGAAG
Molecule: messenger RNA, 1251 nt
Organism: Monosiga brevicollis MX1
Lineage: Eukaryota; Choanoflagellata; Craspedida; Salpingoecidae
Exons: 3
Coding region: 1-1086 (361 amino acids)
Biological process (GO): protein polyubiquitination; ubiquitin-dependent protein catabolic process
Molecular function (GO): ubiquitin protein ligase activity
Source: RefSeq, a predicted model, not a curated record